Messenger RNA from Nothobranchius furzeri (turquoise killifish), 3547 nucleotides. RefSeq lists its product as uncharacterized. Lineage: Eukaryota; Metazoa; Chordata; Actinopteri; Cyprinodontiformes; Nothobranchiidae. The record is from RefSeq and is a predicted model, not a curated record. Gene Ontology annotation, biological process: response to bacterium.
GAAAAAUGUGUGAAGAUGAUUCUGCUGUGGGUUAUGCUGCUCCUCCUUCCUCAGGGAUACACCUUGAUUCGAGUCACCACAGCUGGACUUGGUGAAGCUGUGACUUUGACAUGUUCUCUGCCUGAUGAACAGAAGGGCAGUAGUGACCUUCAUUGGUACAAGCAGAGCACUGGGAAUACUCUGACUUUAAUGGUGAAGCAGUUGACAGAUGGAAAACCUAAUUAUGAAGCAGGAUUCAGUGCCUCCAGACUGAAAUCAACAUAUGAAGAGAACGUUUACAGUCUGACCAUUUUACAGACCGUUCAAGAAGAUGAAGGAAUGUAUCACUGCUCUAUCGUUGACUGGAAUAAGAAUUACUGGAACGGGACCUAUCUGUCAAUAAAAGGACCUUCUGAGAAGGGAUCACACACCACUGUCAUCCAGCAUACAGUCUCUGAUCUGAACCGCCCAGGAGACCCAGUGACUCUCCAGUGUUCAGUCUUCUCUGAUUCAGACAAGAAGACGUGUUCAGAAGAUCUCAGAGUGUUCUGGUUCAGAGCCAAGUCAGAUACAUCUUACCCAGACAUGGUCUACAGUAAGGGAACUCAACACAAUCAAUGUGAGAAGAAAUCUCGGAACAGAUGUGUGUCAUCUAUGAACUUCUCCACCUCUGAUCCUGGCACUUAUUACUGCGCCGUGGCCACAUGUGGACAGAUAAUCUUUGGAAAUGGAACCAAAGUGGCAGCAGAAACAGCAGACCCUACUUCCACUCAGCUGUGGGUGACAUUAACCUGCUUGGUCAUUUCUGUGAUUGCUAAUAUUGCUUUUGUCUGUUGCCGAAAUCAGAGAGCGGCUUGUAAACGAUUAAAACGGGUAGAAAGGACAAAUUCACGACAAGGACAGAACCCGAGCCAGCCAAACACUGAUGUUGAAUAUGGACAUGAUCUGAUCUACUCGGCAAUAAGUUUCUCUGAAGAAGGGGGAAGGGGAAAGAAGAAGAGAAAGUUAAUGCCAGAGGAGAGUGUCUACUCCCAAAUUAAACUCUGAAUUUGAGUAUGGCUUAGGUCCUAAGCCCCAGCAAGAAACAUGUAGAACAGUAAAUGAUAAAUGGUCCAUACUUGUAUAGCACCUUUCAGAGUCAGAGGACUGCAAAGCGCUUUACACUACAGCCUAUCAUUCAUCCAUUCACACACACAUUCACACACUGAUGGUGAUGAUCUAAAAUGUAGCCACAGAGGAGAGGCUGCCGAGCACAGGCACCACCGGUCUCUCCGACCACCACCAGUAGGCAAUUUGGUGUAGUUGUAUAUUUAUACACUGUAACUAGAUAAUUUAAUUAUUUGAUUUUGUAUAUUUAUACACCUCAAUUAGAUCUAAGUAAUCAAUCAGAAGUGGUUGUUUUUAUCAUCAGGGAGUUUACUUAAACACUCUGUAUUGACUGAGAGACAAGAAAAGAGAUUCCAUGGUAAUGUAUAUCAGUCUGUCUGGUGCAUUCCUGUUUAUUCAUUUAAACACAUAACUCAUGACAUCUUUAUUUCACAGAUCAUUCACCUGAUUAUUAAUGAUCAACAAAUGCUUUGAUUAGCUUAUCACAAAUAAAGUACUUUGAUUAAUCAAUGAAAAGCGUUCUUCUUCUGUUCUUCUGUCUCUUCUCCUGGAAUGUAAACAUACUGAACCAAGCGUCCGACCUUGGUGAUGUUACUGUGUGAAGGGGCAGCUGUUAAGGGCAGACCAUUAUAAGAUUCAUAACGCUACAGUGGGUUGAGUGUCUUGCCCAAAGACAAGGAGCAGCACUCUCCGCUGGGAGCCAGGAUCAAUCCCAUAACCCUCUGAUUACUGGACAACCUGCUCUACCGCCUGAACAACACGUUCUCACACCCGAAGCGUCAAAAAAUGAUGCUGGGUGACCAAGCGUUUGUUUCCAGAGUUACGGAGGCGACGUGCUGUGCCAGAGCAUUGGUUUCCGACGCCCACGGUAAAACGCACAUUUAACCGACAUUUAACUUCUAACCUCUUGCUAUUUAACCUUCCCCUCACUCCCAUCCAAACCUUAACCCUGUUGCUCAUUCUAAACUUCCUAUUAACUGUGUUGAGAGGAAUGUUGCAACUAGAAACAAAGUUUUGAAAGUGCAAGAGGGUUAAGGUUAGAAUGGGGUGGGAUGAAUGUUAAAUAGUAAGUUGGUGAAAUCUCCAUUUUACUGCGGCAGUCAGAAAAUGAUGCUCUGGCACAGCGCGUCGGCUCCCGAUGCACCGGGAAACAAACACUUGGUCACCCAGCAUCAUUUUUUGACACUUCAGGUGUGAGAAAGUGUUGCCCUGAGCUGCUGCUGCCCAAGGAGGGUCCUUGGGAAAGAUACUAAACGCCCAAAAUUACCCCCUGGGCUGCACAUAAAUGACAGCCCACUCACCGUUCCUCAGGAAUUGGUGAAAUGCAGAUAAAUUACUUAACCAAGGAGAUUAAUAAAGUAAAAGUUACUAUAUUUAUUUCAAACCUCUGAACAGAUAUUUAAUGCAUGUUAGAACAAUUUGAAUCAUGUCCAAAGUGUGGCCCGAGGGCCAUUUUCAGCCCUCCAAAUUAUUUUAUAAUUGCCUUUGUAGAAUGAUGAAUUUUGUCUUUCCAUGGGCCGCUGAUGUAGACUGACUCUUGGAAAUUUUUUUUGUUUCAUAUUCUUACCAAUAGCCUUUUUUGGAUCUAAUUUAAGGAUUACAAAUAAAUUACCAUAAAACAAUUAUUGUAAUUUUUUAAAUGAAAGAAAUCAAGCUGACUAUAUAUCCUAAUCCUGUUAGUGUAGUCCACCGCGCAGCAAGCUAUUCCCAUUUUACUGUGAAAUCAAAUAAAUAAAAGCAAUAAAAGGCUACAAACUGGCUUGUUUUGACUAGCUUCACUGGAGUUGUAUAAACUUUUUUUUGCCCACCGCCAUGGCAAAAGGGGCGAUCCCAUGAGUGGCGUAACGUCACGUGCAAAGGGUCAAUUGCAAAAAAUCCCCUGAAAAUAUGUCUUUCAUGAAAACAGUCUUUUGUAAAAACGCAGUAAUUAAACCUGACACCUAAUGCCAUGUCAGGUCUCUUAUGGCGCUUACACAUAGCGUCGGCACCGUCAGGGUUUGAUGGGGCCGGAUGGAGUGAGUUCGGUCUCGAACGGGCGGUGUAGUGUUCACAUAUAAAUCCAAUGGACUUCUCAGGAAUGCAGAAAUCCCCGAACUUGUGGGCGGUGUUUAAUAAGAGCAGGAAAGUCUGCGGUGUCCUCCAUAAUAAGAUAAACAAACCCGGGCAUGAGCUAUGUUGCUUUUGGUGACUCUGAACCACAUUAUUUAAAAUAAUUUGCUGUGUGUGUGUCCUCAUAAUUCUGUUUUCUCUCUCUUUUUUUUUUUUUUUUUUAACAUGUCCUGUCUGGCUGUGAAGCAAGCAGAAUUGAUGUCUGAAUGCUGGUGACAAGCCUUACAGAUUUAUUCUCAGGUGGAGCAUCAAAAGGUUUGCUUUUAAUGUCACGCCUGAUACUUAAAACUUUAUUGUUAUUGUUGUUGAAUGCUUUGUAAUUCCGACCAGACACGGAGACAGAGGUGAAAGA